Molecule: messenger RNA, 4293 nt
Organism: Orbicella faveolata
Lineage: Eukaryota; Metazoa; Cnidaria; Anthozoa; Scleractinia; Merulinidae
Product: kinesin-like protein KIF28
Biological process (GO): microtubule-based movement
Molecular function (GO): ATP binding; microtubule motor activity; microtubule binding
Source: RefSeq, a predicted model, not a curated record
GAACUCAUGAAGUAGAGCAUGUUUGGUGCUCAAAAAAGUGAGAUCAAGUGUUUCGGUGCAUUUAUUUUGGCUUUCCGUUAGGAAAUCAAUGUGUUCUUCGUGAUAUCGAAGAGAAUUUUGCAGCGAAACUAAAAUCUUCUAAUAGACGAACAGUAGCCAAGGAAACAGCUAUCACACUUCACAACCAAGAUGGCGGAAAAUGUACGAGUGGCAGUUCGUGUCCGUCCAUUUAAUUCUCGCGAGAAAGCUCGCGCUGCAGUAUUGAUCAUCAAGAUGCAGGGAAACAGUACAUAUAUAACAGAUCCUGCAGCUCCAGAGCAGGAACCAAGGAAGUUUGCAUUUGAUUUUAGUUAUUGGUCACAUGAUGGGUUCAAAGAGCUUGAAGAUGGCUACCUUUCUCCUGCAGAGUCUCAUUAUGCAGAUCAGAAACGUGUAUUUGAUGACCUCGGUAGGGGGGUACUUGAGAAUGCAUGGAAAGGCUACAACUGCUCACUGUUUGCCUAUGGUCAAACAGGUUCAGGGAAAUCCUACUCCAUGGUUGGAUAUGGACAAAAUAAAGGUAUUGUGCCUAUAUUUUGUGAGACGCUGUUCAAUGAAGUAGAAGAAAAAAGGAAAGAAGGUUCAGAGACUGAAUACCAGGUUACAUUCAGCAUGCUUGAAAUCUACAAUGAAGCGGUACGUGACUUAUUAAACCCAGCAAGUAACAAGAAAGGAGGGCUAAAAGUCAGGCAGCAUCCUGCUAAGGGAUUUUAUGUCGAAAGUUUAGUGACUGUCCCAGUUAAAGACUAUGCUGAUAUUGAUAGCCGCAUUGAAGAGGGCACACGCAACAGAACAGUGGCCGCUACCAACAUGAAUGCCACUAGCAGCCGUGCCCACACAAUCGUUGCUAUUAACUUCAUUCAAAAAGGAAAAAAUGAAACCGGACAGAUGAUGACUAAAACCUCUAUAGUGAACUUGGUAGAUCUUGCUGGAAGUGAGAGGGCAGAAUCGACUGGGGCUACUGGAGACAGGCUCAAGGAAGGAUCAGCUAUCAACCAGUCUCUUUCCACAUUGGGCAACUGUAUCAAAGCCCUUGCUGAUCAGUCAUCUGGAAAGAAAGGAGCACUCGUUCCUUUCCGUGACUCUGUGCUUACCAAGCUACUGAAGAAUGCCCUAGGAGGCAAUAGCAAGACAAUUAUGAUUGCAGCCUUAAGUCCCGCUGAUAUUAACUUCGAAGAGACCUUGUCGACACUCCGAUUUGCCGACAGAGCCAAGGCUAUCAAGACUAAAGCCGUCGUCAAUGAAAGUCCAACUGAAAAAUUGAUCCGGGAACUGCGCGAAGAAAACCAGAGACUAUUGGACCAGCUGAAGACGUCAGGGGGAGGCCAGCCGAUUAUGAUGCAAGGGGAACCUGGCCAGUCACAGAUGGUCGGAAUCUCUGAAGAAGAGGUGAACGAAAUGAAAAAAGAAAUGGAGCAACGGCUGUUACAAAACCAGAGGGAAAUGGAAGAGAUGAAGAAGUCUUGGGAAGAGAGAUUAUUAGAGCAGGAGGCAGCCAACAAAGCUAAAGAGGAACAAGAAAAGAAGGAAAAAGAACUACGUAAGACCACUCCUCACUUCUGGAAUCUUAAUGAAGAUUCCCAACUUUCAGGAAAAAUUAACCACUUUAUUAAGCCAGGUAACUUGCAUCAUGACCUUCAUACAUCGAGAUAAGACUGACCCACGUUUUCUCGUAGCAUCCUGCCACAGCACGCUACAGUGACACACAAUGGUGACAGAAUCACAAUACACGCGCAUGCUGAUGCUAAACUGAUGGUGAAUGGUAAACCAUCACAUGACGAAAUAGAGCUACACCAUAAUGACAGAGUGAUGUUUGGCUCCGCUAGUUUGUUCGUGUUACAUCAUCCUGUAGAGUUUGAAAAGAAAAAGAAGGAUGGCGUCAAAAUUGAAGAAAUCACUUAUGACUUAGCGCAGGAGGAAAUAGCAGAGAAUUCUGGAUUCAACAUGGACAAGAACAGUGGGCAAUCCAAAAAUGAUCUGCUGUUGCAAGAGGACCUGGUACAGAUGGUACCCAUGGUCAAUGAAUCUAACGCCAUGGCCGACGAAUUGGGCAAAAAGGUAGAGUUUGAAAUUCUCUUGGUGUCACCUCAAGCUCGAGGUCUCAAGGAAGGAAGGACCGAGGUGAAAGUAAAGAUGAAAAGCACAGUGGAUGGCGCGGAGUGGAUCUGGGACAGAAAUAAAUUCGUCAAUAGGACCUACUUAAUGAAGGAAAUGUUCCAAAACUACUACGACGGAGACGAAGACUGGGAUUUACCAGAGGAGAGAGAUCCAUUCUGGGAGCCAGAUGAUGCCGAAAUUCAGAUUGGUUCAGUCCAAGUUUACCUCCAAAGUCUAGCUUACUUGAUUGAAGUUGAAGAGAGUCUCACAAUUACAGAUCACAAAGGUGACGAUAAGGGACAUUUACAGAUCGAGGCCUAUCCCUGCGAUGCAACUUUCUCCGAGGAGCUAGACGAUUUCGUUGAAGAACCCAAGGAAUUGAUUGGAAGAGCUCUAUAUUUUAAGUUAAAAAUUCCUUACGCAAGAGGUUUACCAGCCAUAUUUGGAAAGGGGGAAACAUUUUGUAAAUAUAAACUAUACCUGGAUCACGAAUACACUUGUACAAAGAGUGUAUCUGGAACCAUCAAUCCUUCCUAUGAGUCCGAGAAGAAGUUCACAUUCAAUCCCGUCACGAAACAGUUCGUCGAUUAUUUAUUGAACUCGCCGCUUGUUGUUGAAGUUUGGGGAAAACAGAGUGGAAGGAGGAUAAGCCGCAAGGAAACGGGUGGAGAAAUAAACCGGGCAACAGCCACCAAAAAAGCAUCUGUGGGGCAAAAAGACAGCGGAAUGACAAAUGGCGAGGUUAUGUCCAAGGAAGAAGGUCAAAAUAUGAAAUUGGAGUUAAACAAGUCACAGAAAAGAAGUGAUCGAUCUGAAAAGAAACUGAAAAAGAUGCGAGAGUUAGUGGAGAUUGCUAAAAGUAAAGGCAUUUCGACAAUAGAGGUCGCUGCAGUUGAAGAUAUCUUAAAUGGUGGUGAAGGCGACAAGUUCAAAGCAACCGCGGACAUCAUUCUUCACGCACAGAAAUCAACCGACAAUGACGGCAAAAUCAACAGUACAGCCUGCUCAAUCCAGUGAAUAAUUAUUAGAUUAAUAUUUAUUAGUUGCACAUUGUAUGUGGACUUCUUGGCACACAUCUGUCGUUCAUUUCAAUUUGUUAGCAGAGAGCUAAAUCAAUUCCGUCGGGAACUUCAGUAACUUUAGCAUAAAAUUGAUCGUAUUGUUGUCUUGAACGCUCUUUUUGUAGUGAUAUUUCCGCGUUUUUGUUUCUAAAAGACUGAUAUCGGAACGUGGAACGUGCAAAAAUUCAAGAAAGUUGAAAGUUAACGAAGUUAAAUAUUUCAAAUCGCAGAUUUAGCCACUAGAGCUAGUAUUUUCAAUUAAUAUACCAGGACUGAAUCUUACAACUGAUCACGGGAUGUUAUUUACAAUUCCUCCCUUUGUUUGAUGCCGAAAUUCGACUUUUCUUGCAGUGAUCAAGAUUACAGAAACGUUUCUGGGCCUACUUAGUUCCAAUGAAUACUUCAUAAAAAGCGUAUUUUCAAUUCAUUCCCACGAUAUCUCCCCUAUCCAUACCAAAGUAAAACAAUCUGCUGUACAUUUUGUGAUUCUUUUCCCUUAUUUUCUCUAAACGAUACAGGAAUAGUGCAUUUUUAAAUUGACGAAGCUCUCUUAUAACAUGCACAUGCAAUUCAACUUAGUCAAUUUCAUGGUCUUAUGUUUUUUUACGCCUGUACAAAGGAUUAUCGCACCCAUGGUCGCCCAUCAUUUAUUAUUACUAUAACACUCGCUUAACGUUACUCGUUUUAUAUUUAAAAUUUCAUCGUUAUUUAUUUAUUUUUCUCAGUUAGUGUUUUCACUAUAUUUAACCAAGGGCAUGUAAAGUAUUAUUUAUAGAAGUCUGGGGAAAAUUCAGUGCAAGUUUUAACUUAAUCAGCAAUGUUCACUACGUGCAGGUUCGUGUAGUGUGAAAUGUACCCUAGUAGAUGUAAACAUAGUCACUUGAAUUGUCGUUUUAACGUAACGAGCACCACGGGUGGAAAUGUUGUUUCCUUGCUUUUAUGGCUGGACGUAACCACUGAGCGGAGCUAGUGGACUUUGAUCUCCUCAACACGCAAUAGCACACUGUAUGGCAACAUACACAAAGCACUGACUUUAGUAAAGCCGUACGAAAAGUUAGUUUCUGUUUUGUGGAAAAUAAAUGACAUGUAUUGUCUA